Molecule: messenger RNA, 2358 nt
Organism: Caenorhabditis remanei
Lineage: Eukaryota; Metazoa; Nematoda; Chromadorea; Rhabditida; Rhabditidae
Exons: 13
Coding region: 1-2358 (785 amino acids)
Source: RefSeq, a predicted model, not a curated record
AUGGACUUUGUGCUCCUACUUGUUCUUCUUGUAGCCACAGUCCAAGUGAGGGCGAAACUGUUCGAAGAACGUGUGGAAGGACAGAAGAUCGAAACAGAUACAAAAGUGUUCGAGAUAGACAAAAAGAAGUUACAACAGUAUUGGCAGUAUGCAACAACCAUGGCUCUUAUCAAGGCGCAUACCCGCUCUGCACUAGAAGAACUUCCACGAAUCGAACGAAUUGUAUUCGAAGAGUGUGCAAGAGACUCCUCUACAGUGGUUGCAGUAUCAAAGUGUGCAGUCAAAGUUCUAGACGCUAGAGAAAAUGCAAAACUCUAUACCACAACUAGACCUCCACCUAGACUAUCAUUUCAAGAUUUGCCUCGUCCACUUAUCAAACAAAUUUAUGUUUCACCGUCACGUACUUACGUGGAGAAAAAGUAUCAGAUGCCCGAAGCGAGUCAGAAAAUUACAUCGUCAAACCUCUACUAUAGUUCCAUACACCAUCAGUGGGUUCAAAAUCCGAUUCGUCGACAAAUGCAAAGCAGAAGAAGAAGAUUUAAGAGAAGAGAUGAGAUGAUGGAAGCUUACGACUUGUUUUUAGAAGAGCAGAGGAAUUUGAAGAAAGCUGAAAAUGCGUUGAAAAAAGUCAUUGAAGAUCCAGUCGAACGGAAUAUGUUUGGACUACCAAGACACAUGUCGAUGCCAAGAUCGAAACGAGAUAUUCAAGAACCAGUCCAGCCAGAACAAAAUGUGACAGCUACGAGGCCAGCGAUAGACUUGCCAAAACUUGCUUCCAAAUACUUUCAGCGAAUAGUCGAAGGACCGACUGGCCAACGUGAUCAUUUGGCUAACAUCCGCCGUAUUCGAAAUCACUAUCUUCGUGUUGAGAAAUGCAAUGGCUAUUUCAAAUUGAUGAACGAUGAAAACAAAAAAGUCUUUGACCAAUUGAAACUGCCUAUCAAUAGUGAAGCUCCAAAAAUUGAAAAUGAGAAUGAUGCAUUCCAAAAAAUUGUGGACAUUGUCAAUCAAUUCUCUGCUUCUGAAGUUGGACAGAAAAAGUUUUCGUUCUUAUCUCCUCGCAUAUUUUCAAUAAUGCCAGAGGGAAAACCAAAGAACCGGUUUCUAUCUCCAACCCUUCUCUCGUUUCAAAAAGAUGGAUUCUUCUCGUUACCAGACAUUUUUGAUAUUGUUUCCUCUAAUCAGAGAUACCAGCAAUUAAUGUUAGAAGCUAUUUUGGACUUGAGUGGUGCUGGUAUGGCAAUGGAAGAGCUUCUUGCAAAAAUAGAACCAGAAAUGCAGUUCAUGGAACAAGUACAGUACCCCAUGGUUCAGAAAAUGAGUCGACAAGAUAUAAAUUGGCUGAAAGCACGACAGCUGUUCACUGAAAGUCAAUCAGCUGAGUAUAAGAAAAAUGGAUUCGCACAUCUCACAGAAGAUCAAAUUCGAUUAGUGUAUGCUGAUGAUCCAUCGAGCUACAUUCCAAUUACCAACAUGACUAGACCGGAGAGAGAUGCUAGAAUAGAAACUGCAAUAAGAAAACUAGCAGCUGAAGGGAGACCUCAAUGGCCAUAUUGGAAUGGUUCUGGUAAACGAAUGAAAAGAGCUGGAGGUGGGGACACAGAUGGAGGAGAUAAUAUACCAAAUUAUCCGGAAGGAGAACAUAUUGGUGAUGUUGAGUUUAUGGUGUUGAAGCCACAUGCGUUUGCCAAUCUGAUCAAUUUUGGUGUAUCGAUGGAAGCAAUGGUUCUCUCACCACAUGCAUUUGUUUCGGAAAUUAUGAGGCCCGAAGCUCUAAAACUGGAUGUUCUGUCUCCUCGUGCGUUCAUUGCAACUGUACUUUCCCCAUCUGCACUAAUUGCAAGAAUCCUCUCUCCAACAGCUUUCCGUGCAGAAGUACUCUCCCCAAGAGCAUUGACUGCAUGGGUGUUAUCUCCAGAAGCGUUGAUUGCUGAAGUCUUAACACCCAGAUUCCUGGAACCAAGAGUUCUCUCUCCAGAAGCAUUGGUCAUUGAUGUUCUCAGUCCCGGUAUCCUCGCUCCUCACGUUCUAUCUUCAGAAACUAUUGGUGUGAUGAUAUUGAGUCCGAAUAUCUUAUCACCCAGAAUUGCUAGUGACGAAAAGUUUUUAGUCGAGGUUCUCUCCCCUCAUAUUCUGGGUGGCCCACAUAGUGAAGAAGAAGAGCACAGCAAUAUUGAAAUCGGGUCAGGCUCUCAUGAAGGGCAUUCUCACUCUCACAAGAACGAGCACAAGGCCACAAAUCAUUCGAACCAUCAUCAAUUACAUCGCUCUAUCUUCCACCAUGGUGCACCUACAUCCAUAAGAUCUCAAUCUCAAGUACCCCACAAUCCGUUUUUAUCAAGAUUCAAGAAACGUUGA